Colletotrichum navitas is the source of this 1353-nucleotide messenger RNA. RefSeq names its product hydrophobic surface binding protein A-domain-containing protein. The transcript is spliced from 4 exons. Gene Ontology annotation, cellular component: extracellular region. NCBI's taxonomy places the organism in Eukaryota, Fungi, Ascomycota, Sordariomycetes, Glomerellales, Glomerellaceae. The record is from RefSeq and is a predicted model, not a curated record. The coding region runs from base 345 to 1241 and encodes 298 amino acids.
CGGGAACCCUUCCCCAGCUCCCAAAGAAGAUUUUGCUUCCGAAGCGAACUCUCUGUAUGCGUCCGCGAUUGCUCUACAUGUGUCAGCCAAGCGGCUAUUGAAGUGAGCAUACAGCCGUCACGUCAAAAUGUAUAUCAAGCUUGGGGUUCCCAGCUCGGCAUCGGGAGUGAGAAGGUAUCAUCAUCAUCGAACAAAACUCAACUCGGCACAGACACUCGCAACGCUCACACAUAUAUACUCCCUGGGUUUGGAGUCUCAAGCUUGUUCUCUUGCCUCCCCCCAAUACUCAUUCUUUUCCCCCGAUACCAACCAAGAAUCACUCUGGCCAGUGAAUCAACGACACAAUGCAGCUUACCAAGACUCUCCUCUUCGCUCUCAUCGGCACGGCCUUCGCGGCUCCCACUGAGAAGCGUCAGGCAUCGGUCAUCCAGGCCGCCGUCAACUCAGUCCAGGGCUCCAUCACCAAGCUCGACACCGCCGUCAAGGGCGUCGGCGACGACAUCUCUACCGCGCAACCCGUCCUGGCCGCCGCCACCGACCUCGACACUGCCAUUAAAAAGGCUGGGUCAGACAUCGGGGCCGCCCAGCCUUUGCAACUCCAGGAGGCUCUUGGCCUCCAGAAUCUCGCCACCCAGCUCCAGACCUCGACCGGCACCCUGAUCGACGACAUCAUUGCCAAGAAGCCCAACUUUGACAAGCUCGGCGUCUCCAAAGUCGUCCUCCAGAACCUCCAGCAACAGAAGUCCACCGUUGAGACCCUCGGCAGCUCUCUCAUCUCCAAGGUCCCCGCCAUCGGUCAGGGCAUCGCUCAGCAGGCCAUCGAUAGCGUUGGCGCCACCAUCGACAAGGGAAUCCAAGCCUACUCAGGUUCCGCCGCUGCCGCAGUCGCCAACGGCGCUCUACCAGCGGCUAAACCCGGCGAUAGUACCGCCGCUUCUUCAGCUGCUGCUCCCGCUACGCCCAAGUCCCCUGCCCCUGCCCCGAAUACCCUCGCCACUGCUCCGAAGGCUGCCGAUGCUGCCCCAGCCGGGGGCAUCGGUAACUUGCUUGGGGCUCUUGGCGGUGCAGGUGGCGCAGGUGGACUUGGUAGUCCCACGGGAGGUGCAGCUGGUGGUGCUGGCGGCGCUGGAGGGCUCGGCUCUCUUCUCGGUUUGCUCGGCGGCGGUGGUGGUGCUGGCGGCGCUGGAGGACUCGGUGCUCUUCUCGGUCUUCUCGGCGGUCUCGGCGGUGCUGCGCCGUAGGCGAAGGCGAGGGUGGUGGAUAUGGCAGAGGUUGGGAAUUAAGUUUCUGACCAGGAUAUACUUUGCAGCUUGUUAAUUUGUAGCAAAUCAUCAUUGCAGCUUUCUUUCGACU